AUGUUGAAGGUGAUCAUCACUUUAGUUCUAGCCUUGGCUAUCGCUUCGGCCUACACCGUUACCGAUCAACCGGCUUUUAUUGAGGAUUUGCCACCAUCUCCAGUUUUAUCGGGACGCAUAACUAAUGGUAUUCGCGCAUCUGCCGGCCAAUUCCCCUACCAGACGGGUUUGUCACUAACCCGUAGCACAGGAACCUACUGGUGCGGUGGUUCUCUGAUUGGUUCCACAUGGGUCUUAACUGCGGCUCACUGCACUAACGGCGUUACUAGGGUCAAAGUUUACCUGGGCGGUACUGUGCGCACUUCGGCCAAGGUCUCGUACACCGUAACCUCGAGCUCUAUACACCAACACACUGGAUAUAAUGAAAAUACUCUGGCCAAUGAUAUUUCGCUAAUCAAGAUUCCAGCUGUUUCCUAUACCAGCGAAAUUUCAGCUAUUAAAUUGCCUUCGAUCUCUUCGUCAUACUCAAAUUAUGUUGGCAGCUACGCCAUUGCUUCGGGUUGGGGACGCACCAGUGAUUCAUCCUCUACUUCAAGUUAUUUAAAUUAUGGCCGCCUCCCCGUUAUAGCUAAUUCGGUCUGCUCUUCAACCUAUGGCUCCAAGGUUGUGACUGGUAAUACGAUUUGUGUAGCUACUCCUGGCGGCGUUUCUACCUGUCAGGGCGACUCUGGCGGUCCGUUAGCUCUAGAAUCAAAUAAUGUGCUGGUCGGUGUUACUUCAUUCGUAUCGUCUAAAGGUUGCGCCUCUGGUGCUCCAGCCGGAUUCGUACGUGUAACCAGCUACUUGGACUGGAUUAAGGGCAAAACUGGUAUUUCCUAUUAA
Molecule: messenger RNA, 822 nt
Organism: Rhagoletis zephyria (snowberry fruit fly)
Lineage: Eukaryota; Metazoa; Arthropoda; Insecta; Diptera; Tephritidae
Product: serine proteases 1/2-like
Biological process (GO): proteolysis
Molecular function (GO): serine-type endopeptidase activity
Source: RefSeq, a predicted model, not a curated record